AUGUCAGUGGUUUUGACUGAAGAUCAGAAACGACAGAUUGAAACAAAUCGGUUGAAGGCACUGGCCAGGCGAGCAGAGAGGUUAGCGUUACAGCAGCAAACACUAUCUCAACAGAACUCUGCAUUUCCAUCCACCCACCAGAAUGGACUGCAGUACACCCCAACUCACCGUCACCUUGGACUGGUACAACAGAGUGAUUCUGCAGCAGAGGUGGCAUCACCUCUAUGCACUGGACAACAAAAGGCUGCUGUUAUCGAUGCUGCGCCUCAAGCUUACCUCAAGAUGGAGAAUGGGGACGCCAAGUUCACUCCUUUUGUAACACAACCUGACUCCAUGACCAAAGGCGUUCCACCCUGUACCACUAAGGAAAGGAAUAUGCUGGCAUCUAAUAGUUCGGAGCAGGAGACUUGGGCUGGGGCAAACCUGGGGCAUUCCGUUUCUGGUAAUGCCGACUUACUAUCAGGGAAAAGCCAUUCCAGUUCAGCUGGAAUCUCAUUGGGAAACUGGAGCAAUAAUUACAGGGGCAGCUGUGUGAAGCACUCUAAGGAUCGAUUUCGUGUGGAAAUUGGAUACAAUGCAGAGCUAGUUUCAAUCUUCGAAACAAUCCCAAGUAGGAAUUUUGAUACAGCCACCAAGAUGUGGAACUUCAGCCUGGAUGAUUACAACCACUUGAUGGAGAGAGUGAAACUGGUUCCAAGAACCACGUUAACGCCUCUAGAUGGAAUGUCAGAACCAGAGAUGGCCAUUGCUACCAGUUCACUGCCAAAAACUGGGAGAAAGCGUUGUUCCGCACUAACUGUAAACCAACUGGCAAUGUUGGGAAAGAACUGGAAGAAGCCGGCUGCUGUGAUACAGGGACAAUUCAGACUUCUGUCACGGUCCCGUUGUGAAGUUGAGAUUGGUUAUCAUGCAGAGGUUCUGAAAAUCUUCAAACAGGCCAACUCCAGGCAUUAUGAUAUGAAAACGAGAAAGUGGAGCUUCCUGUUGGAGGAUUACAAACAGCUGAUUGAUGCUCUAUCAAAGAUCUCUGCUGUGCAAAUAGAGCCAUUCCCGAGAGGGGUGCUGGAGAUCUUCCUGCCCCAGUUUGAAAAGACCUCUCUGGAGCCUCUUGAAGUCCCAGAAGCUGAUUUGUCAGCCGUCGAUCCCAAACUGGUCCAUAGCCUAAUGCCAUUCCAAAGGGAUGGAGUGAAUUUUGCCAUAUCUCGGGGAGGCCGUUUGCUGUUGGCUGAUGACAUGGGACUUGGAAAGACACUUCAGGCCAUUUGCAUCGCUGCAGUUUAUCGCAAAGAAUGGCCAGUGCUCGUCAUUACUCCAUCCUCUGUCCGAUUUACCUGGGCACAGGCUUUUAGCCAAUGGCUGCCAUCACUAGAUACUCAGGCUAUUAAUGUUAUACUGACAGGGAAAGAUCGAUUAUUAUCCUCUCAUGUCAGCAUAAUCAGCUAUGACCUGCUCGCCAAACUCAAGAAUCAGUUGAUGGAGAGAAGCUUCCAGGUCAUCAUUGUAGAUGAAUCUCAUUUCCUGAAGAAUGUGAAGACAGCGCGAUGUAAAGCUGCUCGCCCCCUCCUCCAGGCAGCAAAGAGACUCAUCCUUCUCUCUGGGACACCAGCGAUGUCCAGACCAGCUGAGCUGUACAGUCAGAUCGCUGUGCUCCAGCCCAAACUGUUUCCAAACUUCCACGACUUCGGAAUCCGUUACUGCGCUGCCAAACGGUUGCCCUGGGGAUGGGAUUACUCAGGAUCAUCCAAUCUGGUGGAACUGCGGCUGUUGCUUCUGGAGUCUCUCAUGAUCAGGCGGCUGAAAUCUGAUGUAAUGACACAGCUACCAGCUAAGAGGCGUAAAAUGGUGCUUGUACAGCCUGAGGGCGUGAGUGCGAAAGCCAGGGCAGCAUUGGAGGCAGCUGCUAAAGAGAUGACAAAAGACCAUAAAACGAAACGAGAGAAAAAAGAGGCUUUGCUGCUCUUCUACAAUCGUACAGCGGAGGCCAAAGUCAGAUCAAUUGUGGAAUACGUGAAGGAUCUGCUGGAGAGUGGCAGAGAAAAGUUCCUGGUGUUUGGGCAUCACCGGCUGGUUCUAGAUGCGUUAUGUGAGACUCUAGAAGAGAAGAAAGUUAAAUUUAUCCGUAUUGAUGGCUCCACUUCCUCCUCCGAUCGCCAGUCCCUGUGUGACCAGUUCCAGUUCUCUGAGCAACGCUGUGUAGCUGUGCUGUCUAUCACAGCUGCCAAUAUGGGCUUGACUUUAUCCUCUGCUGAUCUGGUCGUCAUUGCUGAACUUUUCUGGAACCCUGGGAUCCUGUUUCAAGCUGAAGAUCGAGUUCAUCGCAUAGGGCAGUUAAACUGUGUGGAUAUUCAUUACUUGGUUGCUCGAGGCACUGCUGAUGAUUAUCUCUGGUGAGGAAAGUGGACUGUGUACAGUUCAUAUGACACAGAGAUAGAGAUUUCCCAGCUGCAUCAACACAUUUAGUUGUGAAGCCAAGGUCUU
This is a messenger RNA of Rhincodon typus (whale shark), 2478 nucleotides long. It is a transcript of the gene smarcal1, whose product is annotated as SWI/SNF related, matrix associated, actin dependent regulator of chromatin, subfamily a-like 1. The transcript is spliced from 14 exons. Gene Ontology annotation, molecular function: ATP binding; ATP-dependent chromatin remodeler activity. Gene Ontology annotation, cellular component: nuclear replication fork. Gene Ontology annotation, biological process: replication fork processing; DNA repair. Lineage: Eukaryota; Metazoa; Chordata; Chondrichthyes; Orectolobiformes; Rhincodontidae. Bases 1 to 2391 code for a protein of 796 amino acids. The record is from RefSeq and is a predicted model, not a curated record.